AUGACGCUGGCGCGCUUAGCGUUUCUGUGCAGCCCCUUUUUGGCGAAUAACGAAGAGCGCAAAGUAGAUUCUGCUGAACUUUGGACCUCGCGGGCACCGUUUUUCCUGGAAAGCAUUACCACAGGAAUGUGCAAAUACAACUCUCACUAUGCUCAGCAAGCCACAGAAACCGACGGCUCAGAACUAAAUGCUGGACAGACAGAGCCUGGAGCAGAGCGUACGGACACGUCCGCAUCACACGAUAAAGCACAGACAUCCUCGGGCCUUCCUACCCCAGGAGCUACAACUAUGAGAGACAAGGAACAGGAACACGGAUCGGAUGUCAUUACAACUGAGGUGUCUGCGGAUCAUGGAAUUAACCCGGAAAGCAGCGUUGAGGUCUCUUCAGGUCCCGGUGCUACAGCUGAUGCCAUCAACGAGCUGGUGACGCCAGAUGGACAGGAGCCACCUCUAAGUGCGAGUGACGCUCCGAGCAGCAGUGACGAGUCUCAUUCAGCUGGGGCUCAUGAAAUCGAAAGACAGUUGGCUGCUGGGGAAGAAGGGGAUGAGACCAGGAGACCCUCAUCUGUUCCUGAAACAGAAAGAGAUCAGACCAGGAGACCAUCAUCUGUUCUAGAAACAGAAAGAGAUCAGACCAGGAGACCAUCAUCUGUUCUAGAAACUGAAAGAGAUGAGACCAGGAGACCCUCAUCUGUUCUAGAAACUGAAAGCGAUGAGACCAAGAGACCUUCGUCUGUUCUAGAAACUGAAAGAGAUGAGACCAAGAGACCUUCAUCUGUUCCUGAAACAGAAAGAGAUGAGACCAGGAGACCCUCAUCUGUUCCUGAAACAGAAAGAGUUGAGACCAGGAGACCCUCAUCUGUUCUAGAAACAGAAAGAGAUGAGACCAGGAGACCUCCGUCUGUUCUAGAAACAGAAAGAGAUGAGACCAGGAGACCUCCGUCUGUUCUAGAAACAGAAAGAGAUGAGACCAGGAGACCUCCGUCUGUUCUAGAAACAGAAAGAGAUGAGACCAGGAGACCUCCGUCUGUUCCUGAAACAGAAAGAGAUGAGACCAAGAGACCUCCGUCUGUUCUAGAAACAGAAAGAGAUGAGACCAGGAGACCUUCGUCUGUUGUAGAAACUGAAAUAGUUGAGAGCCAGGGGCUUCCAUCUGUCCUGGGAACAGAAAGAGAUGAAAAUGGGGACAUAGAGAUGCACGAUGACCGUCAAACCUCUCUUCCAGAAGAACCUGGCGUCGGAGAACCCACAGACCCAUUAAAAGGGAACGCAGACGUCUCAAAUGUGAUUUCAUCGGUGGGGGGACCUGGCGAAGAACAUCAAACUCCCAGACCUGAAGACCAGGAAAAUUCAACAGGGCCACCAGGGGCCACGGGGGGUAUGUGGGACAAUAUGGAAGAAAAUCUGUUUGCAAAGCAUCUCCUUUCAUUAUUAUUGUUUAUUUGUAAAGUACCAACCUACCCAGGAUACACGUUGGAGGUAUUAUAG
Molecule: messenger RNA, 1488 nt
Organism: Spea bombifrons (plains spadefoot toad)
Lineage: Eukaryota; Metazoa; Chordata; Amphibia; Anura; Pelobatidae
Product: microtubule-associated protein futsch-like
Exons: 5
Coding region: 1-1488 (495 amino acids)
Source: RefSeq, a predicted model, not a curated record